Molecule: messenger RNA, 1371 nt
Organism: Camelina sativa (false flax)
Lineage: Eukaryota; Viridiplantae; Streptophyta; Magnoliopsida; Brassicales; Brassicaceae
Product: NEP1-interacting protein 1
Source: RefSeq, a predicted model, not a curated record
UCUCGUGCUUUGAAACUUCUUUUUUAGUCGCUGUUUUCAACAUCGAUCAUGACAGGCAAACCCUAGAUUUUACUUCACCUACUUUGUGUGGUAAAAAAAUAUCAAAGCAAACGAGACGACGACCCCAAGAGCAUUAAUUGCGAGUAGGCCAGACAUCGGAUCUUCUCUCUUAAGGGCUAAGCAAAACCCAUCUCUUUCUUUCUUCUAUCUUCUGUCUCAACUCUCUAAACUCUCUUACCUCUCUCUCUCUCUCUCUCUCUCUUCUCUUCUAUAAGCUCCACUGAGCUCUGUUUUUGUUUUUUACCGUAGAUCGUUUCACGUUUCUUUCUCUAUAUAUAUCCACCAAGCUUUAAUCUUUUUGGAGUGUUCUUGGAAAACAAAAAAUGGCAUCUUCUUCUAGAUUCGAAUCUGGAUUUUGUCCUAUCUCUUCGUGUCCCUCUAUUGGGAAUCUCAUCGAUCAGAUUAAAGAAGCAUGUCGUUUCCUCGCUUCCGCUGUUCUAGGGACAGUUCUUUCGGCGAUCUUGACCUUCUUCUUCGCUCUAGUGGGUACAUUGCUUGGAGCACUCACUGGAGCUUUGAUAGGCCAAGAAACAGAGAGUGGUUUCAUCCGAGGAGCAGCGGUUGGAGCCAUUUCAGGAGCUGUUUUCUCCAUCGAAGUCUUCGAAUCAUCUCUUGUUCUUUGGAAAUCUAAUGAGUCACGUUUUGGAUGCCUCCUUUACUUGAUUGAUGUCAUUGCUAGUCUUAUAAGUGGUAGACUUGUGCGAGAACGCAUUGGUCCAGCAAUGCUAAGCGCGGUUCAAAGUCAGGUACAGUUGAUCAGCAAUGUAUAUUUAGUUGGUUACAUUGAGAUCUCUCUGUUUCUUGAUCCUAUUCAUCUCUCUCUUCUUGCUGAUCAGAUGGGAGCUGUGGAUACGACAUUCGAAGAGCUCUCGAGUAUCUUUGAUACCGGUGGCUCAAAAGGAUUAGCAGGAGAUUUGAUUAAUAAGAUACCUAAGAUCAAAAUCACUCGCACAAACUAUUUGGAUGCUUGUGGAAACAAAGACUCGUGUUCUGUUUGUCUCCAGGAUUUUCAACUUGGUGAAACCGUAAGAAGCCUGCCACAUUGUCAUCACAUGUUUCAUUUGCCUUGCAUAGACAAAUGGCUACUGAGGCACGGAUCUUGUCCAAUGUGUAGACGUGAUCUGUAAUCACCCUUCUUCUAAUUACCAUUUGCACAGACCCUCGCUCCUACUACUACUUGUAUGGUCGUAAUCUUGUGGUUAGUUUCUUCAAUAUGUACAAAGAAAUGGGAAAAAACAAAAAAAACAAAAGUUUUGUAUCUAGUUGAUGAUCUUCAAACCAAACCCAAAAGACUGAACCAAAUCCAUUAAA